This is a messenger RNA of Nematocida major, 471 nucleotides long. Its product is annotated as ubiquitin-conjugating enzyme E2 A. The record is from RefSeq and is a predicted model, not a curated record. Gene Ontology annotation, biological process: protein polyubiquitination; DNA repair; proteasome-mediated ubiquitin-dependent protein catabolic process. NCBI's taxonomy places the organism in Eukaryota, Fungi, Microsporidia. Bases 1 to 471 code for a protein of 156 amino acids. Gene Ontology annotation, molecular function: ubiquitin conjugating enzyme activity. The transcript has a single exon.
AUGUCAACACCAACCAGAAGAAAAAUAAUGCGGGACAUGAAAAAGCUGCUAGAAGACCCGCUUGACGACAUUAUGGCGGCUCCCAGCAAGGAGGACAUAAUGGACUGGAGAGCCAUUAUAUUCGGGCCUGUGGACACCCCGUUUGAGGAAGGAGUGUUUGAGCUGAAAAUACAGUUUACAGAAUCGUAUCCACAGCACCCGCCGGAAGUGUCGUUCUUAACGGAAAUCUUCCAUCCUAACGUAUAUCCAAACGGGGAGCUGUGCUUGGACAUCCUUAAAAACAAGUGGAACUCUGCAUACGGGAUUGGGCAGGUCCUUCUGUGCAUACAGUCGCUGCUCAACGACCCAAACACAGACUCUCCAGCGAACUCAAACGCGUCGGAUCUCUACCUGAAUAACCCGCUGGAGUAUUACAAGAAAGUGCGGGACGCCGUAGAAAAGUCAUGGGUGCAGAAGGUGAGCAUGCGCUAG